Labeo rohita (rohu) is the source of this 2777-nucleotide messenger RNA. RefSeq names its product ATP-binding cassette, sub-family G (WHITE), member 2c (gene abcg2c). The transcript has 16 exons. Lineage: Eukaryota; Metazoa; Chordata; Actinopteri; Cypriniformes; Cyprinidae. The record is from RefSeq and is a predicted model, not a curated record. Gene Ontology annotation, cellular component: plasma membrane. Gene Ontology annotation, molecular function: ATP hydrolysis activity; ATP binding; ABC-type transporter activity. The coding region runs from base 248 to 2149 and encodes 633 amino acids.
GUCUUGUCGGUUUCGCGUUAUUGUUCUGUUUGCGCUGCUAAACAGAGAUGUAGUACACAUAUUAAACAAUGAAACCGCAUUAUAAAUAAAAGCCGCUUAUCGGUUUCCAACCCUGCAAUCUUUACUGUGGUGCCAUACCUUAACAAAAGCAAAGUAUUUGACAAAAGCCAGGUUCCUACCACAGGAAGUGACAUCAUUUUUGUAGUGUAGGAUAACAACAGCACAAGCAUCAACAGAGGAAAGCAUCAUGCUGGAGGAGGUGGCUGUGAACAAUCAGCCGUCCACAGACACAGAGGAGACAAUGCCAUGUUUUCAGACCCCAGGCCCCACUGUCACCUUCCAUAAUCUCCGCUACCGCGUCAAGGAACGGUUAGGAAUGUUUAGCAGGCAGUGGGUUGAUAAGGACAUCCUCAAAGAUGUCAGUGGUAUCAUGAACCCUGGAAUGAAUGCUAUUAUGGGCCCUACUGGAAGUGGAAAGACAUCGCUUUUGGAUGUCAUUGCAGGAAGGAAAGAUCCUAAGGGUUUAAAAUCAGGCCAAGUUCUAGUUGACAACACCAUUGUGACCUCUGAACUCAGGCUCUGCUCUGCCUAUGUAGUUCAGAGUGACAUUCUGAUGGGUACUUUGACCGUAAGAGAGAACCUCGCAUUCUCUGCCAAUCUUCGCUUGUCACGCAAAGAGUAUUCCUCAGCUGACAAAGAGAUGAGGGUCGACUCCGUCAUCCAGGAGCUUGGCCUGAAAGAUUGCGCAGAUACAAAGAUUGGGACCAUGUUUUUGCGUGGUGUUUCUGGCGGAGAGAAGAAGAGGUGCAGCAUCGGGAUGGAGCUCAUCACGUCUCCCUCCCUCUUGUUCCUGGAUGAGCCCACAACAGGCCUGGACGCCAACACUGCCAACUCCAUCAUGGAACUGCUGCAAAAGCUCUCCAAAAAGGGUAAGACCAUCAUCUUCUCCAUUCACCAGCCACGCUACUCCAUCUUCAGCCAGUUCGACCACCUCACACUCAUAAAUAAAGGAGAAAUCAUCUACGCAGGGGCCGCCAACAAAGCCAUUACCUACUUUGAGGACUUGGGUUACAAGUGUGAGCCAUUCAACAACCCAGCAGACUUCUUCCUGGAUGUCACAAAUGGAACCAUCCUUCCUCAGAAACACAACAAUAAAUCAGAGAAGUGUAGCAGCAGCGAGGAGAUGGUGGAAAAUGAAAACCCUCUGGCAGUAAUUUACAGAAAGUCCCCUUAUUUCCUCAAAGUAAAGGACCAACUCAGUCAGAUUUCAGAUGGGCUUGACCCUGAGGUCACUAAAGGUGACAGGGUUGGUUACGCCACACCUUUCUGUUACCAGCUCAUGCUGGUGAGUGGCCGCACUGUAAGAAACAUCUUGAGGAAUCCUCAAACGUCCUAUGCCCAACUGUUUCUCAACAUUUUCUUUGGUAUUUUAGUGGGACUGAUCUACUAUCAGAUCCCACACACUUUACCAGAGGCUCUUCAAAACAGAACGGGAGCUUUCUUUUUCCUAGUCAUUAACAUGGUGUUUGGCAAUCUGUCUGCGGUGGAGCUCUUCAUCAGCGAGAGAGUGCUCUUCAUACAUGAGACCUCAAGUGGUUUCUACCGCACCUCUGCCUACUUCCUGUCCAAAGUGUUUGCUGACCUCAUACCAAACCGCAUCCUCCCCGUCUUCAUCUUCUCUGCUAUCCCGUACUUUAUGAUGGGUCUGAAGCCUGAUGUGGAGGCGUUCUUCCUGUACUGUGUGACCAUGAGUAUGGUCAGUCUGGCAGCGGUGAGCUUGGCCUUCCUGGUCAGUGCCACUGUGGGCUCCUUCGCCAUGGCUAACAUCCUCAUCGCACUGCCUUAUGUCGUAAUGAUGGUGUUUGGGGGUUUCCUAGUGAACCUGAAUUCCAUGCUGAGCGGGAUGUCCUGGCUGAAGUGGGCCAGUAUAUUUCGAUAUGGCUACAAUGCACUUGCGAUCAUUGAGCUAAAAGAUCAAGUCUUUACCAGUAAUUACACCAGGAUGACAGGUGACAUGUAUCUGGAUAAUCAAGAAAUCGACUACAGCACUUGGGGCUUUUGGCAGAACCAGGUAGCUUUGACAGGUAUUAUGUGCGUGUGUCUAAUUCUUGCAUACGUGCAGCUGCGUCGGAUAAAUCGCUGGAAGUGAAGGAACAACACUGGUUGUGUAAUCAUCGUCGCCAAUUUUUUUUUUUUUAAUAUUUAACCCUGAAGUCAGGAAAUCACACACAUACUCUCCUGAAUGUGUCAGCCUUACAAAGAAUCCACAACUCACUACCUCAGUUACUUCAAAUGUUCUAUUUCUGAAACUACCUGUGGCUUUAAUUAUGAAAUUGCUUGGAACUUUGUAAAUGUUUCAUUUUAUAUAAAAGUUGUAAACUCAAUACAAAUGCUGUGAAUGUUUAAUAAUAAUAAUAAUAAUAAAAACAAAAACAAAAACACUUUUACUUCGAAAAUUGGCAAACCAAAUAUUAUAUAUUCUAUUUCUACUUGUAUUCCAUGUUGUAUCUAUUGCCAAAGCAGAAAAAUUUGUAAACCUUACGGUUGACCGAAACCAAAAAUGUUAUGUUUUAUGUAUUUAGGUUUGAUUUUUAGAGAACUGUUGCUUCUGCGCAGUUAAUGAGAGUCACAACAAAAUGGGGUUGAAGUUGGUUUUAUUAUAAUUUUUAAAAAAACAAAAGGCUCAGUCUGAACAGUGUGAAGCACAGGGAUAAAAUCUGACAUUUAGGAAGCAGUGACAGAAUAAUCAGUGAGGGGCAACAGUUAGUGGGAUCAAA